UCAAACUCAGACAAAAGCCAAGGAAGAGAGAGAGAGAGAUGAAAGGGGAGGUUGUUCUAAUGGCGACAGUUUUGGCUUUCUGCUUAGCUCCCAUUGCCGAAGCCGUUUUCGGCAGAGCUGUCUACUACAACCCUCCCUACACUCCCUCGGCGUGCUACGGAGGUCGAAAUUACGGAACGCACGUAGCCGGGGUGAAGGGUGAGCUGUGGGGAAGGGGAAGUGCAUGUGGUCGGAGGUACAGGGUUAGGUGUCUCGGCCCAACCUUCAGCUUUCCGAACGCAUGCACCGGCCGUUCCGUGGUGGUUACCGUCGUGGAUUUCUGCCGAGAGCCUUGCAAUGGCAACCUUAACCUCUCCCUUGACGCUUUCGCCGCCAUCGCUAACCCUAAGGCCGGAAACAUCCGUAUCGAUUACAGCCCGGCUUGAAAAGGGGACGUGGAGUUUCGGACAAGGGGGUCGACGCAGUAAAUUGUGGGACUGCUUAGUAUAAUAAAUCGAAGCAUGCUGUUGAUGAGGACUCGUGUCUUUACCUUUGUAUGUUUUUUUUAACAAAAAAAGACUUCUCGUUGUAAGAGAAAGGCACAUGAAUUUCAUUACAUUUCGAGUUUGUGGCCCAUAAACUCAUAAUCACAUUACAACGCAAACGCUAA
This is a messenger RNA of Tarenaya hassleriana, 649 nucleotides long. Its product is annotated as EG45-like domain containing protein 2. Lineage: Eukaryota; Viridiplantae; Streptophyta; Magnoliopsida; Brassicales; Cleomaceae. The transcript has 3 exons. The coding region runs from base 39 to 425 and encodes 128 amino acids. The record is from RefSeq and is a predicted model, not a curated record. Gene Ontology annotation, biological process: systemic acquired resistance. Gene Ontology annotation, cellular component: cell wall; apoplast.